AGAGAAAAAAUGACUAUGAAGAUCUUUCUUAUUUUCUUGAGCUGCUUCACACUAUGCUGUUUUGCAAAGCAAAGGUCAACUUUGCACAUAAAUGUCACGGAAGGAGCUGGGAGAAAAAUUCCAGAUACCUUCUUCGGAGCAUUUUUUGAGGAAAUCAACCAUGCAGGAGCUGGGGGAUUGUGGGCCGAGCUUGUUCGAAACCGAGGUUUCGAAGAAGGAGGCUCAAGCGUUCCCUCAAAUAUAUUUCCAUGGGCAAUGGUGGGAGAUGAUUCAACCAUACAGAUCUCAACCGAUCGUAGCUCUUGCUUCGAUCGAAACAAAGUUGCAUUGCGUAUGGAUGUUCUCUGUGAUGGACCCAAAUCUUGCCCACCUGAUGGUGUUGGCAUCUCCAAUCCUGGUUUCUGGGGCAUGAAUAUUGAGAAAGCACACAAGUAUAAAGUAGUGUUCUUUGCCAAAGCAAGUGGUGUGGUUGAUCUUCGCGUCUCGUUUGUUGGAUCCGAUAAUACCGAGUUGGCAUCAAACAGCAUUACGUCUUUGGGUCACAAUGUUACAGAGUGGACGAGGAUGGAGACCGUACUGGAAGCGAAGGCCACUAACCACAAUGCAAGUCUCCAAAUAACGACAAGCAAGAAAGGAGUUUUAUGGUUAGAUCAAGUUUCAGCUAUGCCACUAGACACGUUCAAGGGUCAUGGAUUCCGAAAGGACCUUGCUCAGAGGGUGGCCGCUUUGAAGCCCAGAUUUUUCAGAUUCCCUGGUGGAUGUUACGUUGAAGGAGGUUAUAUGAGAAACGCAUUCAGAUGGAAAGACAGCGUGGGAGCAUGGGAGGAGAGACCUGGUCACUUCGGAGACGUUUGGAGUUAUUGGACCGACGAUGGUUUUGGCUAUUUUGAGGGCCUUCAAUUUUCUGAGGAUAUCGGUGCCUUGCCUGUCUGGGUUUUUAACGAUGGUCUCAGCCUCAAUGACGAAGUGGAUACGUCUAUGAUCGGACCUUUUAUUCAAGAAGCUCUGGAUGGACUUGAGUUUGCAAAGGGUUCGGCAAAUUCAAAAUGGGGAUCUCUAAGGGCUUCCAUGGGACAUCCCGACCCAUUCGAUCUCAGAAUCGUUGCCAUUGGAAACGAAGAGUGCGCCAUGUCUAAGUAUCGAGGAAACUACCUCAAAUUUUAUGACGCCAUCAAGCAAGCUUAUCCAGAU
This is a messenger RNA of Vigna umbellata (rice bean), 1191 nucleotides long. Lineage: Eukaryota; Viridiplantae; Streptophyta; Magnoliopsida; Fabales; Fabaceae. The record is from RefSeq and is a predicted model, not a curated record.